Molecule: messenger RNA, 6395 nt
Organism: Polyodon spathula (Mississippi paddlefish)
Lineage: Eukaryota; Metazoa; Chordata; Actinopteri; Acipenseriformes; Polyodontidae
Product: transcription factor TFIIIB component B'' homolog
Exons: 33
Coding region: 110-5764 (1884 amino acids)
Biological process (GO): RNA polymerase III preinitiation complex assembly
Cellular component (GO): transcription factor TFIIIB complex
Molecular function (GO): TFIIIC-class transcription factor complex binding
Source: RefSeq, a predicted model, not a curated record
AGUAGUAUGGCGGCCGGCAUAGCGUGGUGGGCAGAGAGAAAGUUGGAUUACUGAAGCUGCUGUUGGCACGUUCAUGGAUGCCACUUUGACAGGAUAGAGAAGCUGCUGCAUGAUGAUACGAAGAUCUAGAAUUAGCGUGAGACCUAACGUAAGGCCGGGUGGUAGGGGCCUGUCCUCUUCAUCUCAAGAACCGAAGCCAGCAGCAGAGGCUCCUCCUGGCUCUCCAAAAGCCCAAGAGAAGAGAGACGUUGCUGGUAGAGAGCCCCAGGAUGAAGCACCGCCACCUCCCCCCUUAACUGAAGACACUCAAGUUGAACAGCAAGCUUCCCUUAACCAGGAGGAAAAGAAUUACAAUGGGAAAGCCUCUGGUAACAGUGUUCCGCCUGCUGCUCCCAUACAGAGAAGAAAACGAAUCUCUGCAAUGCCAAACCUAGCCAAACCCAGAACUGUGGCGCCACAAGCCAGAACACCCCGUCCAGCAACUACAGGCACUGCAAAGAAUAAAGAGCCCACUCCAAAGGACAGGGCAGUGUUGGAGAACACUGCCCCACAAACUCUCCCCAAGUCACCAGGCCGAAGAAGAACCUCCACACCCCAGCUGAAGGUGCCUGACAAGAAAUCUGGAAAUCUAAAGGAAUUGAAAACUGCCCCAGCAAGUCAAGAACCAGCUGCUGAUUCAAACCAGAGCAGGAAUGAUGAAACACAGCAGACACACAGCGAGUCCUCUCCUAAAUUAAAAACCCCUCAGGAUAGCUUCUGUAUAGAUGACCACCGGCCCUCUUCUCCUGGUAAACUGAAAGCCUCACAGAAUGACACCUGUGUAAAUGACCACCACCCCCAUCCGGAAUAUUCUCAGGGUAAACUGAAAGACUCUCAAAACAGCACUUGUAUAGAAGAAAAGCAAAGGCCACCUGAAUAUUCAUUGCCGCUUAGAAAGAGCACUGCUUCCUUGGACCGGGAGAGGAUCAUUAAAGCAAGAAAGCUUCGAGAACUCCUUAAAAAAGAGAUCAGAAAGGAAAAGAAACAACAGAAGGGGAAGAUCCCUGAUUUUGAAUUCAUCACCCCAGUGGACCGUUCCAAAAUGACAAUGAGAGACUUUAUAUACUAUUUGCCAGAGAACAAUCCGAUGACGUCUUCCCUAGAAGAGGAGAGAAGAGAAAUUGAGAAAGUGAUUGGGCCCAUGCCCUCCAAAGAUCCAGCUAAUAAAGCCCCUUUGCGCCCCCCUGUGAGGGACGAAGAUGAAGAUGAUCAUGAAGAGGAGGAUGUGGAGCACGUCCAAGACGAUCAGGUUCUGGUUCCCAGAGUGAAAGUAGCUGAAGACGGCUCAAUUAUUAUUGAUGAAGAAAGUUUAACAGUGGAGGUUUUGAGAACGCAGGGUCCUAACGUGGUGGAGGAGAAUGAUCCUGUUUUUGAGCGAGGUUCCACAACAACAUACUCCAGCUUCAGGAAAUCCACUCACACCAAACCUUGGACCAAUAGAGAAACGGACAUGUUCUUCUUGGCUAUCAGCAUGGUGGGAACGGAUUUUUCUAUCAUCGGUCAGCUGUUCCCUCACAGAGCCAGAGUAGAGAUCAAGAAUAAAUUUAAAAGAGAAGAAAGAGAAAAUUCCUGGAGGAUAGAUAAAGCAUUCAAGGAGAAAAGGCCAUUCGAUUUUGAGUUUUUCAGCCAGCUGCUUGAGAGGAUCCUCAAAGACGAUGAAAGGAAACGGCUUAAUAAGAACAAAGUUACACUUGGAAAAAAGCCAGCCAAUCCCAAAUGGAAAAAAAAAGAGAAGAAAGCUGACCAGGACAAGGCCCUUGACGGGGGUGGAUCAGUCGAGGUGUCGGACAGUGAGGUUGCGGAGGGAGAUGCAGAUGCAGAGACGACAGAGAAGGAGAAUGAGGACUCCCUCAAUGUGAAUGAAGGGGAGGCGAGCGCUGCUGGAGGCCCGGAUGCUAAAAAAAAAAGGAAACGCAAGAACGAUGCAGAGUCCAGCGGACCAGCAACGAAAAAGCCAUCUGAAGACUCACCAGAGAGGCAACAAAAGAAGGCGAAAAAGCGUAAACGGAUAAAAUCUGUGGAAAACCAUGAGGACAAUGAAGAGGUAGAUUAUGAAAACAUGCCUCCUCUUGAAGGAAGCCCAGGCAGCUCACCUUGUCGGAGGGAAGACCCGGACACACCAGAGGUACCUGCACAGAUAAAGAAGCAGCAGAUUGCUGAGGAGGAAGAUGUCAGUGGCCCGGCAGAGGAGACUGCAGGACCAGAAGCUGCAGAAACACCCAGGCUGGCCCAGCGUUCACAGCUUCAGAAACCAAAACCCUGCCUCAGACUGGCAACCAAGACGGGGGCAAAAGCUGCUGUCGACAAACCCAAUGAGCUUUCACAGGCGUCGCACUUUAUAAGCCAUGGACAAGCAGCUGAGCCCCACUGUGUAGAAUCUGCCACUGAGGGUACAGCAGCGUCACAUCUGAAGAGGAGCACCGCUGGAGACAAGCGACCAUCCAGCGACAUGGAGGAGGAGGAGGAACAUGACAUUACUGCCAUUCAACAGAAAAUGUUACAAAAGCCCACUAGAUCCGGAAGAAUACCUAAAUUUUCCUUGCAUCUGAAACAACCCGAAGAUGAUGAACCUCCAGAAGCUUCGCCCCCUGCCUCCCCACCCCCAGAGGCAGGCUCACCCCAAAGGAGAGGAAGAGGCCGGCCUCCACAGUCCCAGAAAGCUAAACCCAGCGCCCUGAAGGGGAGGGAUCAGAAGAAGGACCCGAGACCCGGGAAGACCGCGCUGGUGACCUUGAGGGCGUCUGUAAAAGAGACUGAAGAGAAUUCAGACGAGGGAGAGCCAGUGAUGGAGGAAGAGGAUUCCUUUCCCGUGAACCCAGAGGAGGUGAACCAGGCCCCAGCGUUUGUGCCAGUCAGCCUGCGCUCGCCAGCGCCUGUCCCAGCUCAGGUGGAGGAGACUAUGGAGGAGCUGGAAGUUUCAGUCAGUGUCCCUGACACACGUUGUGCUAUUGAAGCAGAGCACCUACACCACAGUGACAGUGUGUGCAGUCAGUCACUAGACCAGAGUCCGGCAGAGGCAGCAGUCACAGAAAACUGCUUGCAUUUAUUGGUAGAUGUGAUUGAAGUUUCCACUUCAGAGAAGGAUGAAGAUAACUCUCUGCCAGUGAAUGAUAGCAGUACAGACUCUGAUAGGAGCUGGCUGGCAGUGAAGAAGGACCUUGUGUGUCAGCCUUCCUCUGCAGCUGGUCCUGGAGAGAAUGGUUCAGGUAUCAGUGAGGAGCCUCCAUGCCAGGCACUGAAACCAGGGCUCGUGGAGGUGGAAAAGGCAGCCGCGGUGAGCCAGGAUUCAAUGCAGCCUGCGCAUUCCCAGGCUGUGACAUGUGAGGCCACUACUCAGGUCCUUCAUGAAACUCCUUCAGAGACGCCAGGCGAGGAGACGGCAGGGAGGGCACAGGCAUUAAGAGACCCAUGCACACUGGAAGAAGCUGCCAACACCACUGGUGUUGUUAAUGCACCUGAAGUAUCUUGCGGCUCUGAGACACCGAGCCCAAACCAGGAGAGAGGCAGAAGAAGCAGGUUUCCAAAGCCUAAACCCAACCUGGGCGGAAAAACAGCACAGCGCAGGAAUCUUGAGACUAAACCCGCCCAGAGUGACUCAGGACAGGACAGCUGUGGUAAGGGAGAUGCGUCACGGAAGGCUGAAGUGCACAUUAUUCAACAAAAGCCUGCAGAGGAAAAAGAGAGUGAAGUUAAUAGCUGCAAAGAUGAAGAAGUUUCAGAAGAACUAAGGGAGGUCAAGGCAUCAUCUUUAUCAUCGUCUGUAGAGGGACUGAGAAAAGAUGGCACUGAUAUUGUUGUUAAUGCACCUGAAGUAUCUUACUGCUCUGAGACACCGAGCCAAAACCAGGAGAGAUGCAGAACAAGCAGGUUCCCAAAGCCUAAACCCAACCUGGGCGGAAAAACAGUACAGCGCAGGAAUCUCGAGACUAAACCCACCCAGAGUGACUCGGGACAGGACAGCUGUGGUGAUGCAUCAAGUAGCCCUGCGGUGGACAUUGCGCCUCAUCAUCCAGUAGAUGAAAAGAAGUGUGACAGUAGCAGAGAUGAAGGCGUUGCAGAGAAACUGGGUGACAGGGACUCAUCAUCCUGUGCAGAAGGACUGAAACAAGAUAACACUAACAUAAGACCUGCAUUGGAAAGUCUCCCUGAACCAACAGGUGAGGAUGAAAGGGUUGAGAAAAAACCAGCAAAGCCACCAGUUCGAAGACCUAAACCUAAUCUCAGUGGAAAGCUGAGAAUCAGGAUCCCUCCAGAGAAGAAUGCCUCUACAGCAGCCAGCACUGGGCAGGAACAAAAUGCCAUUCCAGAGGAUGGAACGGUUUCAACAUUGGAUUCUCCUGUAUCAAAAGAGGCUGAAGUCAGAAGCCCCAAAGCUGAUGAAAAACCCAGUACAUCAGUUAUCUCACAAAACACAGAAGGGAGCCUUGCAGCAAAUGAAUUCCCACAGCAAGAACCAACUUUUAUACUAACAUUGUUUGAAAUCCCCCCUUCGUUGCUGGGGGAUUACGAUGACAGCACCAGUUCUCUGAGCACAGUCUCAGCAGAGCUUCUUUCCUCCCCUGUGUUUGUAGAUCACAUGCCUGCAGAACUCCCUGAAACACAGAGUCUAGUUUCAGAAGCAGUGGAAGUAGAGUCCUACUCAAUGUCUGGAUGCACUGAGGAUGCAGGGAUAGUUUCCUUGGAUCAGUUUUCACAACCUGUCUACAGGAGUGGUGAAGAGGAAAAACCCAGAAAAGAACUUCCUGCAACUUUGGCACAUGUGAAAGAUCUCACGACAGACUUGGGUGAGGAGGAAUACGUGAGCAUUACCUUGGAGCCAGUGGAGGAUUUCCCAGCAGCUGCUGAAGCUGACAGUGCUGAGACGAGCAACGGUGCUGCUCAGCAAUCCAGGCAAAAGAACAAACCACCAGGGAGGCCAAGAAGUAGAAAGCAUCAGGUAAAACCAAACACCUCAAAGAAGAAGCCUCCAGUGAGCACUGGGGCUUGUGGGACCUUGAAGGUAGUGCAUGUAGAACCACAAGAGCGCCUCCUGUCAGCAGAGACUGCCAGCUGUGCACCUCUUCCACAACCUGCAGAGGAGCAUUCUAUGCAAGAACGCCCCCUGUCAGCAGAGACUGCCAGCUGUACACCUCUUCCACAACCUGCAGAGGAGCAUUCUACACAAGAGGAGUGUAGCCAGCAUGAAGGAGAAGAGGCCAGCAAUAGCAGUGUGAAAGCCGAUGAACCAAGCAUUGAAAACACUGAUGCAGGAGAGGACCUGACUUCCAGCACAGCAAACACACUACCUCCUUCUGCAACCCCAUUAAUAAGGCCUGGACGGAAACCCAAAGGGUUUUUAUCUUUUAUUUCCCAGAAGAGUAGCUCUGAUAAUUCCCCUAAGCCUCGCCGGACAACAUUUCAUAAACCACAGAUUAAUACCACUGGAUUAGAUAGAAAAAGGACAGCUAGUGCCCCUGCAGUGGAUCUCUCAUCCAAGUCAUCCGCAGGGAGCCCACCUUCAGCAGGAAUGCGAUUGUGUGCAUCCCGCAGCAGCACUCCAGUGGCAGAACGAGUCGGCACAGCAUCAUCUCAAUUAAUACAUUUUCCCAUGACGGAAAGCUGCUCCUCAGAGUCUCGCAUAGAGGAGGUCUUCUGUACCAAGAACUCUGCAGCAGACGAAGAGCCAACCAGCAUUUCACAGUACUUCUUUAGUGACAUCUUCACAGAGGUGGACGACACAGAUUGAUGAUGUGAAUCGUUAUUGAUACUGUGACCUGGUUGUUCGGUUAAUCAUCCAGUCUAUGAUCGGUUUCAUUGAUUAGUCACAACUGUUGGCUAGUGAUAUGAAAUUGUAUUGCAGUAAGACAGUUACAAGUAAUACAAAGCUUUAUUCGGUAUGGGAUAUACAGAGAGCUCGGGAGAGCGUUUUCUAUUGAGAGCCAGUGGAGUGAUGGCUCAUGCGCAGAAAGCAGAGAUUAGAGCUUCACACAGCAGCAAUUAUAACAGUGGAUUCAUUGAUAUUGAAUGCAGGUUUUUAUAGAUUUUCACCAUGCAUGAAACAAAAGCCUUUAUUGUAGUACAUGUUGUAAAUACUGUGUAAAUAAUAUGUUUUCUUAAUUUAUUUUAUACGAUUAUAUUUGUGAGUGAACCACUAUAACCCUUAUUUAUAUUCUAUGUACAAGCAAUUUUGUACAGAAUGUAAGUAUUUUGGAUAUGCGGUGACAGCACUAUUUAUAUGUCGUUGUACCAAGUUAUGCAUCUGGAUGUUACUGGAUACUGUAAAUCUCUCUAGCUACAUAACCCAGCUUUGAAAAUUGAAAUUGGUUUAGUUGAAAGCCAUGAUUGUAUACGAAUGUUUAAUUAUAUAAACAUCUGAU